AUGGAUGAGCAAAGCUAUUCAUGUCCAGAGUGUGGAAAAUGUUUCUUUCACAAAAGAGACUUUCUUUUACACCAGAAGAAUCACAGAGGUGAGCGACCUCAUUCAUGUUCAGAGUGCGGGAAAUCUUUCACUCAGAAAGGAGGCCUUGUUAAACACCAGACAAUUCACACAGGUGAGCGUCCUUAUUCAUGUGCAGAGUGCGGGAAAUCAUUCCCUCGGAAAGGAAACCUUGUUUUACACCAGAGAAUUCACACUGGUGAGCGUCCUUAUUCAUGUUCAGAGUGCGGGAAAUCUUUCACUGAUAAAGGAGUCCUUGUUAUACACCAGAGAAUUCACACGGGUGAGCGUCCUUAUUCAUGUUCAGAGUGCGGGAAAUCAUUCAUUGAUAAACGAGCCCUUGUUAUACACCAGACAAUUCACACAGGUGAGCGUCCUCAUUCAUGUUCUGAGUGCGGGAAAUCAUUCAUUCAUAAAGGAGACCUUGUUAUACACCAGAGAAUUCACACUGGUGAACGUUCUUAUUCAUGUUCAGAGUGCGGGAAAUCAUUCAUUCAUAAAGGACACCUUGUUAGUCACCAGAGAAGUCACACAGGUGAGCGUCCUUAUUCAUGUUCAGAGUGCGGGAAAUCAUUCAUUCAUAAAGGAGAUCUUGUUAGACACCAGAAAAUUCACACAGGUGAGCGACCUUAUUCAUGUUCAGAGUGCGGGAAAUCAUUCAUUCAGAAAGGAGAGCUUGUUAGGCACCAGAGAAUUCACACUGGUGAGCGUCCUUAUUCAUGUUCAGAGUGCGGGAAAUCUUUCCCUCGGAAAGGAAACCUUGUUCUACACCAGAGAAUUCACACUGGUGAACGUUCUUAUUCAUGUUCAGAGUGUGGGAAAUCAUUCAUUCAUAAAGGAAACCUUGUUAAACACCGGAGGACUCAUACAGGUGAGCGUCCUUAUUCAUGUUCAGAGUGCGGGAAAUCUUUCACUGAUAAAGGACACCUUGUUAUACAUCAGAAAAUUCACACGGGUGAGCGUCCUUAUUCAUGUUCAGAGUGCGGGAAAUCAUUCAUUGAUAAACGAGGCCUUGUUAUACACAAGAGAAUUCACACAGGUGAGCGACCUUAUUCAUGUUCAGAGUGCGGGAAAUCAUUCAUUCAUAAAGGAGCCCUUGUUGAACACCAGAGAAUUCACACAGGUGAGCGACCUUAUUCAUGUUCAGAGUGCGGGAAAUCUUUCAUUCAAAAAGGACACCUUGUUAUACACCAGAGAAUUCACACGGAUGAGCGACCUCAUUCAUGUUCAGAGUGCGGGAAAUCUUUCACUCAGAAAGGAGCCCUUAUUCAACAUCAGAGAAUUCACACUGGUGAGCGUCCUUAUGCAUGUUCAGAGUGCGGGAAAUCUUUCAUUCAGCAAGGAGCCCUUAUUCAACAUCAGAGAAUUCACACAGGUGAGCGUCCUUAUUCAUGUUCAGAGUGCGGGAAAUCAUUCAUUCAUAAAGUAAACCUUGUUGUACACCAGAGAUUUCACACUAGUGAGCGUCCUUAUUCAUGUUCAGAGUGUGGGAAAUCUUUCACUCAGAAAGGAGCCCUUAUUAAACAUCAGAGAAUUCACACAGGUGAGCGUCCUUAUUCAUGUUCAGUGUGCAGGAAAUCUUUCACUUAUAAAGUAGUACUUGUUAAACACCUGAGAACUCACACUGAUGAGCGUCCUUAUUCAUGUUCAGAGUGCGGGAAAUCUUUCGUUCAGCAAGGACACCUUGUUAUACACCAGAGAAUUCACACAGGUGAGCGUCCUUAUUCAUGUUCAGAGUGCAAGAAAUCUUUCAUUCAUAAAGGAGACCUUGUUAAACACCAGAAAAUUCACACGGGUGAGCGUCCUUAUUCCUGUUCAGAGUGCGGGAAAUCAUUCAUCAAUAAAAUAUACCUUGUUAUACACCAGAGAAUUCACACGGGUGAACAACCUUAUUCCUGUUCAGAGUGCGGGAAAUCAUUCAUCAAUAAAAUAUACCUUGUUAUACACCAGAGAAUUCACACGGGUGAACAACCUUAUUCCUGUUCAGAGUGCGGGAAAUCUUUCACUCGGAAAGCAACCCUUGUUAAACACCAGAGAAUUCACACUGAUGAGCGUCCUUAUUCAUGUUCAGAGUGUGGGAAAUCUUUCACUCGGAAAGCAACCCUUGUUAGACACCAGAGAAUUCACACUGGUGUGCGUCCUUAUUCAUGUUCAGAAUGCGGGAAAUCAUUUACUCGGAAAGGAGACCUUGUAAAACACCAUAAAAUUCACACAGGUGGGCGACCUCAUUCAUGUUCAGAGUGCGGGAAAUCAUUCAUUAAGAAAGGAGACCUUGUUAAACACCAGAGAAAUCACACUGAUGAGCGUCCUUAUUCAUGUUCGGAGUGCGGGAAAUCAUUCAUUCAGAAAGGAAACCUUGUUGUACACCAGAGAAUUCACACUGAUGAGCGUCCUUAUUCAUGUUCGGAGUGCGGGAAAUCAUUCAUUCAUAAAGGAGCCCUUGUUAAACAUCAGAGAUUACACACUGGUGAGCGUCCUUUUUCAUGUUCAGAGUGCGGGAAAUCUUUCACUUAUAAAGGAGCCCUUGUUGAACACCAGAGAAUUCACACAGGUGAGCAUCCUUAUUCAUGUUCGGAGUGCGGGAAAUCAUUCAUUUAUAAAGGAGCCCUUGUUAAACAUCAGAAAUUUCACACUGGUGAGCGUCCUUAUUCAUGUUCAGAGUGCGGGAAAUCUUUCACUUAUAAAGGAGCCCUUGUUAUACACCAGAGGAUUCACACUGAUGAGCAGUGCGGGAAAUCUUUCACUCACAAAAGAACCCUUGUUAUACACCAGAGAAUUCACACAGGUGAGCGUCCUUAUUUAUGUUCAGAGUGCGGGAAAUCUUUCACUGAUAAAAGAGCCCUUCAUAGACACAACAGAAUUCACACGGGUGAACGUCCAUAUUCAUGUUCAGACUGCGGGAAAUCAUUCACUUAUAAAGAUCACCUUGUUACACACCAGAGAAUUCACACAGGUGAGCGUCCCUAUUCAUGUUCAGAGUGCGGGAAAUCAUUCACUAAGAAAAGAACCCUUGUUAUACACCAGAGAAUUCACACAGGUGAGCAUUCUCAACGACCCUAUUCAUGUCCAGAGUGUGGAAAAUGUUUCAUUCGCAAAGAAAACUUUGUUAUACACCAGAGAAUUCACACAGGUGAGCUCCCUAUUUCAUGUUCAGAGUGCGGGAAAUCUUUCACUCACAAAAGAACCCUUGUUAUACACCAGAGAAUUCACACAGGUGAGCGUCCUUAUUUAUGUUCAGAGUGCGGGAAAUCUUUCACUGAUAAAAGAGCCCUUCAUAGACACAACAGAAUUCACACGGGUGAACGUCCAUAUUCAUGUUCAGACUGCGGGAAAUCAUUCACUUAUAAAGAUCACCUUGUUACACACCAGAGAAUUCACACAGGUGAGCGUCCUUAUUUAUGUUUAGCGUGCGGGAAAUCAUUCACCGACAAAGGAGCCCUUAAUAAACACACCAGAAUUCACACAGGUGAGCGUCCCUAUUCAUGUUCAGAGUGCGGGAAAUCAUUCACUAAGAAAAGAACCCUUGUUAUACACCAGAGAAUUCACACAGGUGAGCAUCUUUAUUCAUGUUCAGAGUGCGGGAAAUCAUUCACUCAGAAAGGAGCCUUUGUUAUACACCAGAGAAUUCACACGGGUGAGCGUCCUUAUUCAUGUUCAGAGUGCGGGAAAUCUUUCACUCGGAAAGGAACCCUUGUUAUACACCAGAGAAGUCACACGGGUGAGCAUCUUUAUUCAUGUUCAGAGUGCGGGAAAUCAUUCACUCAUAAAGGAACCCUUGUUGUACACCAGAGAAGUCAUUCAGGUGAGCGACCUUAUUCAUGUUCAGAGUGCGGGAAAUCAUUCAUUUAUAAAGGAGACCUUGUUAUACACCAGAGAAUUCACACGGGUGAGCAUCUUUAUUCAUGUUCAGAGUGCGGGAAAUCAUUCAUUAAGAAAGAAGCCCUUGUUAUACACCAGAGAAGUCACACAGGUGAGCGUCCUUAUUCGUGUUCACAGUGCGGGAAAUCUUUCACUCGGAAAGGAGACCUUGUUAGACACCAGAGAAGUCACAUGGGUGAACGUCCUUAUUCAUGUUCAGAGUGCGGGAAA
Nanorana parkeri is the source of this 4146-nucleotide messenger RNA. RefSeq names its product zinc finger protein 585A-like. The record is from RefSeq and is a predicted model, not a curated record. Gene Ontology annotation, biological process: regulation of transcription by RNA polymerase II. The annotation marks the transcript as partial. Lineage: Eukaryota; Metazoa; Chordata; Amphibia; Anura; Dicroglossidae. Gene Ontology annotation, cellular component: nucleus. Gene Ontology annotation, molecular function: DNA-binding transcription factor activity, RNA polymerase II-specific; RNA polymerase II cis-regulatory region sequence-specific DNA binding. The transcript is spliced from 9 exons.